AUGCAUUUAUCACUGGAUACCAUGAGCAUGGUGGACGACAGCUGCUUCUCGCCCAGCAACUUCCAUGAAUUGGGGAAAGGUGGGGGCGUCGCUGUGGGGGGCCGCGUCCACAGCAUUGAUGUCAUCCUGGGCUUCAGUAAAGACCAGGAUCCCCUGCUCAGCCCUGCUGGGGCCCCACGACCCCAUAAAGUGGACAUAGAUGGCCUGGCAGAGCCUGGGAGGCAGCAGGAGCCCUCAUCACACCCGACCUACAGCGGGCACCUUUCCUCUCUGAGGAACAGCAGCACAGAGCAGCAGCAGCAGCAGCAGUACCACGAUACCAGCUUGUUCACAAACAAGUGUGACGAGGAGCUGAAUGAACUGAGGAAGAGCAUAGAGAGUGAUGAAGGCAAGUCUCCAGAACCUGGUAAGGACGAUCAGCCCAAGAAGAAGCACAGACGCAACCGCACCACCUUCACCACCUAUCAGCUGCAUGAACUGGAGCGUGCCUUUGAGAAGUCCCACUACCCGGACGUGUACAGCCGUGAGGAGCUCGCCAUGAAGGUCAACCUCCCAGAAGUCCGAGUUCAGGUCUGGUUCCAGAACCGCAGAGCUAAAUGGCGUCGGCAGGAAAAAAUGGAUGCCAGCACCAUGAAGCUCCACGACUCGCCCAUGCUGUCCUUCAACCGCCCAGCACCAGUUCACACCAGUAUAGGUCCGAUGACAAACUCCCUCCCCUUGGACCCCUGGCUGCCCUCUCCUCUCUCCAGUGCCACACCGGUCCACAGCAUCCCGGGCUUCAUGGGUCCAGCUCAGGGCCUCCAGCCCAGCUACCCCAGCCAUAGCUUCCUCAACUCAACUCCUCAUCCUCCUCAUCCUCACUCUCACCCUCAUCCAUCCAUGGGCCAGGGGAUGCAGAGUAUGGCACCUCCUCCUUACCAGUGCACGGCGCCGUACCCUGAUAAAUACCCCCUGGAGGACGUGGACCAGCGCAGCUCGAGUAUUGCUGCUCUGAGAAUGAAAGCCAAGGAACACAUCCAGUCUAUGGACAAGACCUGGCAACCCAUGUGA
Molecule: messenger RNA, 1050 nt
Organism: Epinephelus fuscoguttatus (brown-marbled grouper)
Lineage: Eukaryota; Metazoa; Chordata; Actinopteri; Perciformes; Serranidae
Gene: rx1
Product: retinal homeobox gene 1
Exons: 3
Coding region: 1-1050 (349 amino acids)
Biological process (GO): positive regulation of transcription by RNA polymerase II
Molecular function (GO): RNA polymerase II cis-regulatory region sequence-specific DNA binding; DNA-binding transcription factor activity, RNA polymerase II-specific
Source: RefSeq, a predicted model, not a curated record